Guyanagaster necrorhizus is the source of this 2496-nucleotide messenger RNA. RefSeq lists its product as uncharacterized. NCBI's taxonomy places the organism in Eukaryota, Fungi, Basidiomycota, Agaricomycetes, Agaricales, Physalacriaceae. The transcript is spliced from 3 exons. Gene Ontology annotation, cellular component: mating projection tip. The coding region runs from base 72 to 2108 and encodes 678 amino acids. Gene Ontology annotation, biological process: fungal-type cell wall beta-glucan biosynthetic process; cell wall biogenesis. The record is from RefSeq and is a predicted model, not a curated record.
CCCGCCACUUUCACUGCCAUCGUUGCGCACGUCGGGCUCCCUUUCUUCUCUUCACCCACGACUCUUUCAUCAUGAACUGGCUUACAUCCCUCUUUUCGUCGGGCUCUUCCCAAAAUUCGCGAAAGGGCCAAGCCAUAUCAUCCACGCACGAAGCAUUUUCCAUUCCGUCGUCCUCGCCCAUCUUUUCUUCUCAUCCAGAUGUAGAUACCCCGGACCCUGAGACGGCGACUUCUGGGUCGUACACCUACCCUCCAGCAACUCCCGGUUCUUACGCAUAUAUCCCGACUUUAAACGGCUCAAGUUCACAUUCUGCAUCUCUGUUGCCCAUGCAUCAUGACCCUCUUCAUACACCCUUCUCACCUUCCUCUGCUUACCCUUCUUUGACCUCUACAUGGAACCGCCUUCGCGCAUGGCUUGCUCGUGAAUACCCGGAACUAGGAGAUACCCUCAACUAUGGCAUUCUACCAGAGGUCCUGGCCCAGAUUGAGAUGCAGUUUGGCUUCCCUUUGCCUUCCGUAGUUCGCGAGUCAUAUCUCCUCGUUGACGGCCAAGAAGCCGAGUCAGCCGCUGGAUGCUCGGACGGUCUUUUCUUCGGCCUCAGUCUCUUGCCUCUCGAGGACGUGUAUGAAGAAUGGCGAUUUUGGCGCGAGGUCGAUGAUGAUCCUAUGACUGGCGCUAACGCCAGGCUGCGUAGCGCCAUGCAAUCUAUCCCGCCUAAUUGGAUCCAUAAGGAGUACUCUCAGCGUGGUUGGAUCCCUUUAAUUGCAGACAAGGCGGGCAACUAUAUAGGCGUCGAUCUUAAUCCAGGCGAAGCUGGUGCUGCCGGACAAGUCAUUGUGUUCGGUCGUGAUUUCGACACAAAAGUUGUUCUCUUCAAUGGCGAUGGCGUUACUGGAUGGGCUAAAUGGCUGGCAAGCUUUGUGGAUGAAUUAGAAAGUGGAGACGGGUUUGAAAUUGGUGCAUCUAAUGAUGCUAGUGAUGGGAGUGAAGAUGAUAUCGGUUAUGAAAGCUAUUUCUACGACGGUAGCGGUCGGGGCCAAGGCGACGGCGGUGGUGACGCGUACUCUGGCGGUGGUUUACGUUUAACUGGAGAAUAUAGAGGCUGGAGCGUGUUAGAAGCGUGGGCAGAUAAAAGUGUUCGGCGAUGGUUUGACAUCGGCGUGAUUGCAGAGGCUAUGGACGAUGAAGGAAAAGGAAAGGCCCCUGAAAAGAUGGACCUCAGUGUAUUGGAGAUAUCGCAAGGCUCUGGAGCCGAAGUUCCAAUACCUGUUCUCGCCGAUAUGGACGAAUCACCUAUCUUGCCGAUUGCGUCCAGUAGCAUCGUCAUAACAACUGCGCGGAAGACUCUUCCGAUAAUAGCGGUGACCAAACCACCAGUGCCUCUCCCCGUAGAAUUACCUACACCUCGGGACAUCGUUUCUCUGCCAUCACCUCCAGAUUCGACGCAUUCAUCUUUUGAUGAGGAUCUGGAAGCCGGGCGUCGCCGAGGUAUCCGGCAACUAUCCCUAGAGCAAGAGGUUAGCCUCGUAUCUUCGUCAAGGCAAUCUCAGCCGACCGACGAUCUUCCUGAUCCCACCGGACCUACAGUUCUGAUAGAGGAGCCAGAGCCUCUACUUCCUUCCACACCUCCUCAGGAAAUUUCAGGGAUACUGUCACCAUCUCCACCCGAUAUUCCUGAUCUUCUUGCAGAUUCUGCGCCGGUUUUGGCAGAGCCCAUACAACCUGUAACCCCUUCAUCAUCACGGCCUGAAGUGUCGAGCUCAUCGGACCCCAUCAUUGACACUUCUGAUGAGCUGAAACCUGAAACUGAUAGGUUGCAGGCACCAGGUGUCGACGUUAAUGCUGAUGCGACAGUUCGACUGGUCGACGAAGGCGGGUCAAGUACGGCGGAGGCGUCACCGGAUGCCGAGGAGAGGCACUCCACUGUAGAGGCUAUAGAAUCAGAUGCCGCCGCAAUGAUCUCAGAACUUGGCGUUUCCAGCAGCGAUGCAGGGGAUAAGAAGCACAAGAAGUCAAAGAGCGGUUUAGCUGGUCUGAAAAAACACCUUGGUGGACUACGGAAAAAGAACUCUGUUAGCAGUGUGAAGGAUAUGCAGGAUUCGACCUAAUAACACGAGGAGGCGCAUCAUCGUUCUUUUGAUUUGUUUUCAUGCAUUUCCCUGACUCCAGGAUGCGAACUUUGUCCGACACUUGCAUCUUUCCUCAUGACUGAUCACUGUAUUGGCUCGUUAAUUGCCCAUCUUCACUCCUUGUCGUUCAUGUAUUCUCGCAUUUCUUUUCGUUAUACCCAUAAUCGCAAUAAAAUAGUUCAAACGGUAUGGACAUUGGACACUCGCAAUAAUGCUUUCGUUUUGUCAGACUUUUUUUUAUUUGGCUAUACUUCACCUAUGGUAGAUGACUCUAGACGAAGUCUUUUUCGUUAAGAUUUGGCCGUCUUGUUGUACGACGCGGACCAGCUCAUAAUGCGAUGUUCAUAAAAGUAUAACAUUGUUUUAU